UAUGUAUUAGUUGGGUCGAGUUGGUCGCGCCGUGUUCGUCAUCGCAGCGCAGCGGACCGUGGCGUCACAGUGUAUAGUAGCUAGCCUGGCCCAGCCCGCGCCGCCGCCGCGCGACCAUUCUCAUUCCCCGCCAGUCGCACGACGCACGAACUGUGUACCGCGCUCCACUCUAAAAUGUGUCCCGCGCCCACAGUGUGCUAAUCUCCAAGUGUCAGUGUUUGUGAUAAAUAAGUAUACCUACACAUUAAAAAACUUCGUUUACCCCGACCCGUUGAAGAUCCCAGAGGAUGAUGGCUCCCGAGACAGUAGUUACCGUAGACCACAACAAACCCACGCCGCAGCAAGCCCCGCCGCAGCAACAGGGCAAACCGCUGGACUGGAUCAAAAUUAACACAGAAUAUUUCAAAACGCCACCUGGCCUGCUGAAAAUCAUCGAAUUGAUCCUCGGUAUCCUUUGCAUGUCGCUGGCGUCCGCGUGGCUGUCAGCUUGGUUCGUGUUCGUGGCGGUGACCAGCUUCAUCACCACUGUCAUGUGGAGCAUCGUUUUCCUCCUCAGCGUUAGGGAAGCGCUCAGGAUCCCUAUUAACUGGGUGCUGUCGGAACUCAUUAGCACGUCCAUUGAGACGGUGUUCUACUUCAUCGCGUUCAUCGUGCUGUUCGCGGCCACGGCGGCGUACAAUACGAGUUUGUAUAGCUACGGAGCCAACGUAGCGGCUGCUGUAUUCGGUCUGUUCAACACGGUGGCGUACGCCGGCAGCGCGUACCUGCUGUUCCAGGAGCACCGGAGCUCCGCCAGCGCGGGUGCCGCGUGAGCCUCGCUCCCUGCCUCUAACUACUAGCCGGCAACCACAAAGUGUUUUAGCGGAAGCCGCUCGACCCCAAUUUCAAAGGAAUACCGCAAAUCGAUGUACAGGUUAGCCGUUUGGCACACGCAUACUAGAAGUCGAAACAAAAUUUUUGAUCCGCAGUUCCUAAAAAAAUUACGCUGGGGGAUAUAAGUUUUAUUUUUUUAAUAUUUUUCUUGUGUAUAAUUUUUCAAUAUUACAAUAUUGAGAAAUUAAAAAAAAUCUAAAUGAAAUUAUUUUCAAAAUUGCUUUCUUGGGGUUAGAUAAUAAGAUAUUACGUAUCAUUUGUGGUAUAUUGUACAAAGAAUAAUCGAUAGGGUAUAUCGUACAUGAGGAUAUCACGUACAAUUUGUGGUAUAUUGUACAAAAAAAAAGUCAGCCAUAUCGUGUCUGGAGGAGCCCAAACUUGGUAUGUUUCGAAAAUUCUUUUUGUUUUAAUUUAAAAAAAAUGCCCGAAAUGUAAUGAUGUGAUAUAUUUUUAGAAUCGCCUCAAAAAGCCCUUUCGUAUGAUACCACAUACGAUAGGUUUUGGAAAAAAAAAUUUUUUUUCCAUACGUU
This is a messenger RNA of Cydia strobilella, 1403 nucleotides long. Its product is annotated as CKLF-like MARVEL transmembrane domain-containing protein 4. Gene Ontology annotation, cellular component: membrane. The record is from RefSeq and is a predicted model, not a curated record. The transcript is spliced from 4 exons. Bases 288 to 812 code for a protein of 174 amino acids. Lineage: Eukaryota; Metazoa; Arthropoda; Insecta; Lepidoptera; Tortricidae.